Messenger RNA from Larimichthys crocea (large yellow croaker), 4898 nucleotides. RefSeq names its product suppressor of cancer cell invasion (gene scai). The transcript is spliced from 17 exons. The coding region runs from base 920 to 2614 and encodes 564 amino acids. Lineage: Eukaryota; Metazoa; Chordata; Actinopteri; Sciaenidae. Gene Ontology annotation, molecular function: transcription corepressor activity. Gene Ontology annotation, biological process: DNA-templated transcription. The record is from RefSeq and is a predicted model, not a curated record.
CAACCGAGUAGUAAUGAUGAAUAAGACCUGAAUUCAAAAUAAUAAUCAAACAGAUUAAAUAAAAUGAUCAUUAUUAAUAAGUGAAGAGUGAGCAGACUCAAGAGCAACAAAAGAAGUAUUAAAAUAAUAAUUAAUAUAAGAUGAAGAUAUCACAAUGACGGAAAUAAAAUAAACAUUUCAGAAUAAAUCAUAAAAUUAAAAAAACAAUAAAAAUGAUGUUCUUUUACAUAACAUCGGCACAGUUCACCAGUCCAACAUGUUUUUAUUCUGACACCAGAAGGAACACACUGUGUGGACCUAUAAAGAGUUAAUAAAAGCUCUCUACACACAGCAUUAGGUUGGCAGGUUAAUCCACAUCAAAUAUUUUUAUGAAUGAAUAUUAGAUUUGUGAAUGGCUCACAAACAGGAAUCCCAUUUUAUUUGAUUCAUGUACUGCUGGAUUGUUGCUCUGCCAAUAAAACUCGGCUGUUGUGUCGUGUUUUGUUGUCGUGUUUUUCACACACUGUCAACUUGACGUGUGUGUCGGCGCCCUGUCAGCUGGCGGAGCUUUUAUUUCGACAAGGCUGACCCGGAAGUAGCUAGCAAGUUCGAGUGGAGCGGAGCCAGCGGCUGUCCUCCUCCUGCCUCCUCUCCUGUCUCCUCUCCUGUCUCCUCUCCUGUCUCCUCGUCUGUCACAGGACAACAACCUUUCACAGCGUUUACGCCUCGAGCAGACGUCAGUCAGCGCGUUUCACGGUGCGGGCUGAGGGAUGCGGCUCGUCUCACGGUGCUCCAGUGUCUCUUCCACUCCGUGAGAUGCCAACAAAGUCGCGCUUCACCGCCACAGCUCGUCGCGGCUCCCGCUCUGCUCUCUGAGAAGCGUCACCGUGAUACUGUCCGUUAACGUUAGCCAGCUGUCGAGGUGUAAAACGUUGGUGUCAUGACUGGAGCUGAGACCGAGGAUGAUAUUCCAGUAGGUGAAAGGAAAACUGUCACAGAUUUCUGCUAUCUCCUGGACAAGUCCAAACAACUCUUCAAUGGGCUGAGAGACCUUCCUCAGUAUGGACACAAGCAGUGGCAGUCCUACUUUGGACGGACUUUUGAUGUCUACACAAAGCUGUGGAAGUUUCAGCAGCAGCACAGGCAGGUUCUGGACACUCGGUAUGGCUUGAAGAGAUGGCAGAUUGGGGAAGUUGCAUCCAAAAUUGGACAGCUCUACUACCACUACUACCUUCGUACCUCAGAAACAAGUUACCUGAAUGAGGCCUUUUCAUUCUACUCAGCCAUCCGCCAGCGCUCCUACUACUUCCAGGUCAACAAAGAAGACAGACCAGAAUUAGUAGUGAAGAAGCUUCGAUAUUACGCUCGCUACAUAGUCGUGUGUUUACUGUUGAACAAGAUGGACCUAGUCAAAGUGUUGGUAAAGGAGUUAUCUGAGGAGAUCGAAGAUUACACACAGCGAUUCAACACAGAGGACCAACUGGAAUGGAAUCUGGUUCUACAAGAGGUGGCAGCGUUUGUAGAGGCAGAUCCAGUGGUAGUCCUGAAUGACAACAGCUCUGUCGUUGUCACCAGCAAUCGGUUGCAGGAGGGAAGCAUGCCUGCACUGGAACAAGGCAUGGUGGUUGGGCAGCUCGUCCUUGCAGAUGCACUAAUCAUCGGCAACUGUAACAACCAGGUGAAGUUCAGCGAGUUGACCAUCGAUAUGUUCCGCAUGCUUCAAGCUUUGGAGAGGGAACCUGUCAACCUGGCCACACAGACCUCGAAAGGAACACUGGAACCCAACGAGAAGCCGGCUAAGAGAGAAAACCCACACAAGUACUUGCUCUACAAGCCAACAUUCAGCCAGCUUUUUACUUUCCUGUCUGCCUCUUUUAAGGAAUUGCCUGCCAACAGCGUUUUGCUCGUCUACCUGUCAGCUACUGGAGUCUUUCCUACUGGGCACUCAGAUUAUGAAGGACCUUAUGAUUUUGGUGGAGUUCUCACGAACACAAAUCGAGACGUGGUGAACGGAGAGACGGUACAGAAGAGGAAUCAGGCCCAGAAAGAAAUGCACUGCCUUCAUCCCGGAGAUUUAUUCCCUUUCACCCGGAAGCCACUGUUUGUCAUUGUGGAUUCUUCAAACAGCUCAGCCUACAAGAAUUUCACUAAUCUGUUUGGCCAGCCUCUGGUGUGCCUACUAUCACCUACAGUAUAUCCCAAAAGUGUUCAAGAUCAGUCUCAGCGUGGGAGCCUCUUCACUAUGUUCCUCUACAGUCCACUCCUGGCCUUCUCCUCAGUGUGCGGCUUGAACAGCGUGCGGCGAGGACUGUGGGAGAGAGCGCAGGAGUUUCUUCGCAAAGUCUACCGUGACAUCGGUCAGAUGAUAACUCGAUCACGGACCAUAGAUCAAGCUUUUUUACAAUUCUUUGGUGACGAGUUCCUUCGGCUGCUGCUCAUCCGCUUUGUGUUCUGCUCGGCUGCGCUCAGACUGCAUAAACUGUUUCGGGAGUCCCGGAGCUUCCCAGAGUCGUACCCUGAGCUCCCCAAACAGGACACGGUGGAGAGCAGCCUUCUACAGAAGCAUAUUUUGGAGCUGGCGACCAUGCUGGACGUGCAGAGCCUAUUUUGGGAUGAUUCACUGGAAGCCUACUAACAUCUUCGCAUGGGGCAAAACUGGCAUACAUGUACAUACAGACUCAACUGCCAGAGCCUCCCAGUUGUCUUUCUGUUUUUUUACAGGUAAUGAAAUAACUGAUUUGGCACAUACAAGCUCACGUCUCAUUUAAUUGUUACUCGUGGAAGCAAACGUAACAUGAAAAUGUUCACAUAGAUAAAGCAGAGAGUUUAACGCAGUGUAAAAUCUCCAUUCUGAGUCUCAGCCUCGUAAAUAUAAGCAUCAUGUAAGACUAAAGAAAUGACAGAGGGGCUGUAGAUCAUCCAAAUGUAAGGAUUAAACUGCAGCCUCCAAACUUAACUCAUGUCAAGUAAUUGUAAAGAAGCUGGUUUUGUGUUUUUAAAAUAUUUAUCAUUGUUUGGAGUGAAGGUCGUGUAAGCCUAAAGGUUGCUGUUGUGACUUUCUGAAGUUAAAGCAGGGCAGUGCUGAGAGGAAACAGUGCUGAACCCUUUGUAUUAAAAACAAGUCUAAUGUUAGCACACUGUUCGCACAGCGAGUUAGAAUCUGAACAAUUUCACCAAAAAUGUUUUUUGUAUUUGCCAAACGGCGCGUGCUGUAUAACAGCUUAACUUGUAGCAGGCUGAGGUGCAUGAGGUCAUGUUCUGUCGUGUGUCGUAGGUCCUCAUUCGUUGUGAAGAUAUCCCGAUCCUUCAUGUCAUUAACCAGCAAUCUAACUGAUGCCGUUAACCGUCUAUUGUUUCGGCCUUGUGCUUUCUGUAAGUGAUAGUUAUUCCUUCUCCACAUCACUGUGCUGUAUUUGCAUGCAAAAAGGCAAAGAAGAUGUUUCCACUUUGUUCUUUUCUUCACUAAGAAUGGCCUCCACCUUUUAGGAAUAUAAAAAAAGGCUUGUAGAUUUUAAAGUGGCAUGGGGUUGGGAAGUAAAUGGAGCCAGUGCAUGUGUUGCAUGGGCCUGUACAUUUGUAGUUGAGUCCCACAAAUGAAGACAAUCUAGUUUGAUAACAGGGGAGAACAGGGAGUAUGUACGCCAACAUCUGUUCACAGACAACACACACCAUCACACCGUAACUUAAACGUUGAGCCAGAACACCUCUACAACCUUAAUGAUGACAGGGUGAUCAUGCCAGCUGGAUCACUGGCUCACUUCUUUCUACUACAGCCAACACCAGUCAUGUUUGAUUGAUUUAUCCGAUCUGCUGCUCCAAGCUUCCAGAUGCUGCUAUCUUUGCCCACGUUACUAAGGUUUUUAAAGCCCAAAUGAUCCUCAGUAUAUCUGUGCAGCCACAGGGCUCCAUUUGACACGAGUUUUAUCACCUGCCCGUGUCUUUGAGGAUCAUACACUGACAAACCUGUUUAGUGAAUGAACAGAACCACAUGCGCAUUAGCUUUCCAUCAGGAGUAUGAACAGAACCUGACCAGCAUAGUGUCGGUUUGAACCAGGCGCGUUCACAGAAUGGUACAUGCCUCUAAACAAAGAUCACACGUAGUUUUGGCUGAAUCUGACUGGAAAAGGUGCUGCAGUGUCUCUGCAAACACUUGAAAGCUAUAAACACAUUUCAACAGAAGCAUCUCUACCUUCUACUGCUGUUUGAUAGCUGAUAAAGAUUUCACGUCAUACCUGCAACCUGACCCUCCCGAAGUUGGGUCUCUGCGUCCUUGCUGCUAUGUAACAUUCCAAAUGGAGUGCAGAAGAUGUGAAAUGAAAGUCGAAUUAACGUCCUGGUACUUUUGUUCCAGAGGCUGUGAAGCUUUCUGACUAGUUCUCACUUUAGACCCUCAAAGAUGGCAGUGUUUGUCAGCAGCUCUUUACCUGAGGAAGAAUAUCUCAAGUACUACAGUAACUGAAUUGUCAGGAAAGUACUGAUUUGCUGAAAAGUAGACUCCAAACACUGCUAUGUCUGUCUGUGAUCCCCAGUUGACAAAAAUUCUCCUUUUCUCCCCAAGCUUUAGUGCCAAUUUUAGGCCAAAAUAUUUGCACACAGCAUAUCUCAUAACAGGCAGACUGCCACAAAAAGUCCUCUCGUGUAAAGGAUAAGGCUGGUAUUGUUUUUUUAUCUGCCCAAAAUCAACAAUGUUAGUCUGUCUCUCAAUAUUUCUCCCUCGCCCAAUGGUUCCUUCUGAAGACUUUAAGACUCUAAUCACUGAGAAAUGUAUCGUCCAAAAACAGGCUCAGUGAGUUCUGUAGUUUGUAUUGUUACUCAAACAGGAGGAAAGAUUUUCAGCGGAGGACUAAUCCACAUUUGGUGCUCUAGUAAGAUUUUGUGACAGCAGGACAGUGUGUGUGGGACUAAGUAUAAACUACAGU